AUGCAGAAAUCGAAAAGGGUGACUUCGACGCACUCUGGGGUGAUGACGACAUCAAGGGAGGAGGUGGUCCGUGCAAAGCUGCUGGCGGAACUGUCUACGUUGCGUGAGAGGCACAGUGCACUUCAGGGACAAGACGGACGCUCUGAGGGACAUCGUUGCUUGCAUGAGGAGUCACCGCCAGGAAGUAUCGAGAAGGCUGACACCCCACUUGGACAGGCUGAUCGUGAUGCUAUUGAGGCGUUCUUCAACGACGCCGAAGACGACUUUACGAGAGAUUUCAAUGAGGGGCGUGGAAAACUUGAACGAAGUGAGCUACUGGAUAAGUUGACCAUGGCUCCAAAGGAAGGGUAG
Molecule: messenger RNA, 351 nt
Organism: Trypanosoma rangeli
Lineage: Eukaryota; Euglenozoa; Kinetoplastea; Trypanosomatida; Trypanosomatidae
Exons: 1
Coding region: 1-351 (116 amino acids)
Source: RefSeq, a predicted model, not a curated record